This is a messenger RNA of Chiloscyllium plagiosum (whitespotted bambooshark), 2299 nucleotides long. The record is from RefSeq and is a predicted model, not a curated record. NCBI's taxonomy places the organism in Eukaryota, Metazoa, Chordata, Chondrichthyes, Orectolobiformes, Hemiscylliidae.
GUGGGCGGGGCCCCUCACGAAACGGGCGGGGCCCGGCGGUGGUGUCGCCGCUCGGCAAGAUGGCGGAAGAGAGCCAGGCCUUGUCCUCGGAGCCGCUGAGCGCUGCGCUGUUGCCCGCUGAGCCGCUCCUACUAAUCUUCAGCUUCCUAGAUCAUACAGACCUGGUCAGUUGCCGGUCUGUUUGUCGCAGAUUUAAUCAACUCUGCAGUCAUGACCCCUUGUGGAAGAGGCUCUGUGAGAAGUACUGGUUGCUGACAGCGGAGGAUAAAAUGCAGCGGAAUGUAUGUUGGAUGGAGCUUUUCCGCCAGUUCUACUGUGACUUGGGUCGCUACAUUGAUCACUACAGCCAGUUGAAAAAGGCCUGGCAGGAUUUGAAAGAAUACCUGGGGUGGAGAUGUCCUCGCAUGAUUACCUCUUUGAAUGUGGGUUUGACUGAAGAAGAGCUGGAUGCCGUCGAACGGCGAAUUCAGUUCAAGCUCCCCAAUGAUUAUCGUUGUUCCCUUCGCAUUCAUAAUGGGCAGCGACUGGUCGUCCCUGGGUUGAUGGGCAGCAUGGCGCUUUCUAGUCACUACCGCUCUGAGGAUCUCUUGGACAUUGAGACGGCCGCUGGGGGUUUCCAGCUGCGCAAAGGUUUGAAGCACUGCCUCCCGCUGACGUUCUGCAUUCACACUGGGCUCAGCCAGUAUAUGGCGCUGGACGAGGUGGAAGGCCGCAAACGAAGUGACAUCUUCUACCACUGUGCGAAUCAGAUGGCUUGCGAUCCGUCUGUUGUUGACAUGUUCCUCACAGGCACCUCAUUCACAGAAUGGUUCACCAAGUUUGUUCACAAUGUAAUUUCAGGGCGAUAUCCCAUCAUCCGAGACCAGAUAUUCCGGUACAUUCAUGACGAAAGUUGGGUGGCUCGAACUGGGGAUAUUAUCAUAUCUGUAGCCACCUCCUUCCUCCCAGAAUUGAGCUCGGUGCACCCACCACAUUAUUUCUUCUCAUACAGAAUCAGGAUUGAAAUGGUGGAGGAUGCCUCACCAGAUAAUGCCUGUCAGUUGGACAGUCGGUACUGGAAAAUAACCAAUGCAAAUGGUGAUGUGGAGGAGGUCCAGGGUCCUGGUGUAGUGGGUGAAUUCCCUGUGCUGCGCCCUGGUACGGUGCACGAGUAUACCAGCUGCACCACCUUCACCACUGCCUCGGGUUAUAUGGAAGGUUACUACACCUUCCACUAUCUUUCCCAACACAGAAGCACCUUCAAUGUUACCAUCCCAAGGUUCUGUAUGGUCUGCCCGCCGCAGCGAGUGCCGCCUGCUCACCAGAUUGGGUACAGUCACGAUCCCUCAAAUGACAGCACAAGUCCGUCCAAUAGCAGUGACCUCAACCCCAAUCUCUUUGGCAAUUUCCCUCCAGCUAUGGGCCGUUGUCCCCGUCACACCUGAAGUGGAUUAGCAAUCGAACGAUUCUCAGCGAGCUGUUUUCCUAUCCUGCAGGACGACGAUUCAAUCAUCAACCAACCGGACAGAAAUAAACAAGAUAGGAGUGGGGUGUGCAAAACAAAAGCAGCUAAGUUCAACUGUGAAGCUGCUAUCCUAAAUAACCGAAUGAGCAGCUCACUGAUCAAACACUGAAGAGGAAGUUGGGCACUUGUUCUGAAAUAGUAGAUUUCCUGACCUCAGGAGGAGAGGUCAGCAGUUACUGUGCCAAGGAUUAACCAAAUUGCGUGUCUUGUAUUCUAUUCCUCCUCUCAGAAAGUGCUGCCUAAUUCAGUUUGCAGUGUCACUGACUGACUACUUAAUAUAGCUCGCGGACAGUGGUCUUGCAGUGUAAAGUGUCCGGCAGCACCUUGUUCAGUGAUGCUAUUUCCUAGCCCUACUCUCCAGGAGCACUUGUGGGGCUCUGAGAGAGAUUAUGAAUAGCUCUCCCUCUCUGCCCACUGCAUUCACUGCAUUCUGUACAUGCCUGUAUUCCGUUGGUGCUCACCAGCUAUGUUAAAUUAGGUCUUCUCACUGAGAGCACUCCGCGCUUUAUUCCAACGCAGUCCCGGGCAAGAGAAAGCAACCCAAUACCUGAACUGUCCCUGUCUUCUGAUAAGUCAUGAAAACAGCUUCUGAGUGACCUGCGGUAUGCAGGAAGGUGAAGGUUGGAAUUAUGGAAGGAGGUAAAGAAUGUCGGGAAAAAAGGCAAAGCAACAGAAUUGUCAAAUAUCAGAAGAGGAGCCUUUCAACUCUAUCGCAGAGUUUAAUCAUAGAGUCCCUACAGUGUGGAAACAGGCCAUUUGGCCCAAUAUGUCUACACCGACCCUCCAAAGAGUAUC